Molecule: messenger RNA, 569 nt
Organism: Manacus vitellinus (golden-collared manakin)
Lineage: Eukaryota; Metazoa; Chordata; Aves; Passeriformes; Pipridae
Gene: PTHLH
Product: parathyroid hormone like hormone
Exons: 3
Coding region: 1-534 (177 amino acids)
Biological process (GO): bone mineralization; regulation of chondrocyte differentiation; osteoblast development
Cellular component (GO): extracellular region
Molecular function (GO): peptide hormone receptor binding; hormone activity
Source: RefSeq, a predicted model, not a curated record
AUGUUCACUAAACUCUUCCAGCAGUGGAGUUUCGCGGUGUUCCUGCUGAGUUAUUCUAUGCCCUCUUACGGCAGAUCAGUAGAGGGGAUCAGUCGCAGACUCAAACGGGCCGUAUCAGAGCACCAGCUAUUGCAUGACAAGGGCAAGUCAAUCCAAGAUUUACGAAGAAGAAUAUUCCUUCAAAAUUUAAUUGAAGGUGUCAACACUGCAGAAAUCCGCGCCACGUCGGAGGUGUCCCCUAACCCUAAGCCUGCUACCAACACGAAGAACUACCCUGUCCGAUUUGGCAGUGAAGAUGAGGGCAGAUACCUAACUCAGGAGACAAACAAAUCACAGACCUACAAGGAGCAGCCCCUGAAGGCGUCAGGGAAGAAAAAGAAAGCAAAGCCUGGAAAACGUAAAGAGCAAGAGAAGAAAAAGAGGAGAACCCGCUCAACUUGGCUAAAUUCUGGCGUCUAUGGAGACAUCGUGACUGAGAGCCCACUCUUGGACAACUCUGUUACUACACAUAAUCACACUUUAAGGAGGCGCUGACAUUUUCAGCAAGAGAUUUUCUGAAGACAUAUUGC